Molecule: messenger RNA, 1467 nt
Organism: Peniophora sp. CBMAI 1063
Lineage: Eukaryota; Fungi; Basidiomycota; Agaricomycetes; Russulales; Peniophoraceae
Source: the annotation of a GenBank genome assembly
AUGCCGCCCCUUCCUUCAGCUCCACACUUGUCCAUGGCCGACACACCUACUAUGCCGGGGGGUACCGCCUCCCCCACGAGUCUGCUAGGUGGAGACGCCUCGACGCCCUCUAAAGAUGUCGAAGCAGGGUCCGAUUCCUCGAAGAGCACGGCAACUGUCACACAGGAAAACGCUGCCAAGACCUCUACGGACCCUAAUCCUAGCCACCCCGUUGCUUCACCAUCGCGUGCGGACGUUAGCGACGAAGGAACAGCAGCUCGUUCGGGUACUGCAUCUGGCACUACGCAUGCUCAAACGAGUUCAUCGAUCAGUAUCUCGAUCCAAGGAUUGCGCGUUAACUUCAACAUCGAGUUUGCUCAACUGGCGCACAAACUAUACACGUGGUUACGCGACUUCUUCGUUGCGCGAGAGGACAGAGACGGCAGCGUGGAAGGUUCGGAUUCCGAGGCCCGCAUAUCUCAUACCCCUCGGCGUAUCGCCUUCAUGGUGCUAUGUCUGGCGGUCGUCACAGUUUGGGUUAACUGGUCUUACUCGACGUCAACUUCCCCCUGUCUAUGGCGGGCGCACACGGACGCGCUUGCGGAUCUUCAAAUAUCACGCAUCGGUGCUCUUCUCAACAGCACCGCCCAUGGUGCUAGCCGCUUCACGGAGUUGAACUCAGGUCGGCUUGGAAUCUCCGAGCUGCGCAACUACGUGCAAGAGCACUAUCACGAGGGACAGUCCGCUGCUGCGCUCAACAACGUCCUGAAGGAGUACGGCGACGAGAUGGCCGUUGUGUUACAGAAGCUCGUACGAAUGGACGCUAGCAUAACAGCGCUAGUGCAUAUCACGAUUGCACAUAAUGCGGCCACCUACCACCAUCUAGAUCUGUCCGGACGUACACCCCGAUGGUUGUCCUUCUUCUGCUGGAGUGCUUGUCAAGGCGCCAGUUUUGAAGUCAUCUACCUGGACAUGUUAAACCUGGAAGACGCCCUUCUCCAUGCGCUUGAUGCAACCCAAUAUGAUUCGAUCAGCCUCAGAGAUGCCGUCCAGCGCCUAUACGGUCACUCGUCCCACCUACAAAACCGCGUCAACUCGCUGGGUCUAUCGCGCUCGACGUCUCUUCCUGACGGACAGUCUGACGCCCUUUCAUCUUUAUGGGACUCCGUCGCACCAUAUCGCACCCCCACGACCAUGAAGACCAACCGGCGUCGCACACUCAUUUCCGUACGAGCGUCGCAGCGGAGGACAAUGGACUACGCUCUUGCCACCUACGAAAAUGUCCUCAAUUUGGCGGAGCAGAUGCGUCUGCUGAAGCUGGGCUUGAAGUCGCGGAGUACUUCGUGGUUCUCCUUCCUGAUCUGGUCACCGACCCCCGAGUUCGACAGUGAUCUAUGCUUCCCGCAUACCCUACGUGGAAUCAAGCCGUUCAAGCCGUUGUUGCUCGCAGUCAACGAGUUGCGCACGAUGCUUACACGCCGAGAUUGA